Pelobates cultripes (western spadefoot toad) is the source of this 474-nucleotide messenger RNA. NCBI's taxonomy places the organism in Eukaryota, Metazoa, Chordata, Amphibia, Anura, Pelobatidae. The record is from the annotation of a GenBank genome assembly.
AUGUCGGUCGAAGAUGAGGUGAGCCCGCUAGCAGAAGAACGGGUCAUUGAGGAGGAGCUGGUGUCAGAAUGCAGAGAGCAAGCGCAGAUGAAUGACCCAGAUGUUUUUGAAGACCUUCCUGAAUUACAAUGUAUCACACCUGAAGACAUGUCAGAAAUAUCUUUUAGUCUUCCUCCUGCAUGUCCCAUAGCAAAAAAAAAAAUGUGUAUUGUUGAAAAACACCCUUAUCAGCCAACCAGAAGUGAAUGCGCAGAUCUUCCUUUUCAAGAAGCCGACUUUUAUUACCGCAAAAAGUCUAAUGGGGAUCGUAUUAAGCAUUGUAAGAUAAAGGAUCGAAAGUUAGAAGCAUUUUUUUGCAGCAUAUGCAUUGCCUUUUCUAAUUCCUCUUCCUCGUUCACUCAUGGUUGUUCUAAUUUUCGACAUUGCUAUCAGGCAGCAAAUAAGCACGAAUCUUCAAAAAGUCAUUCUGAUGCG